AAUAAAUUGUUCAAAAUCGAGGAAGAAGCACAACAAAAGUUGUAAACACUACCGCUCCUAAAAACUUUUGCAAUUUUUGCGAAAUAUAAUAAAAAUAAUGGGUCGCAGAUAUCAUUGCGAUUAUUGUGAAAAGUCCUUCAAGAACGACGUGGUGUCCAUCAAAAAGCAUCUAUCAUCUCUUCACCAUGAAAGAGCACGGCAGGAAUAUCAUGCCCAAUUUAAAGACUUGGCGACAAUCUUGCAAGAAGAAAGUGCAAAAAGGACGUGUUCGAGGUUUGCCAAUGGUGACUGCCAAUUUGGAGCAAUGUGUCGGUUCAGUCACUACUCCCCAGGCCAACUGCAGUUUUUCCGUCAGCAGGUUGAAGAAGAGCGAAGGAAAAAAUCAGAAGAGCCAUCCCUGACCGACUGGCUGCAAAAACGAUCAACCGCUCUUGAGCAGCACAAACUGCCCUGCACUUCCGGGUCGGAGGACAAUGUGAACAGGGUGGUCUGGGCCCCGCCACCGUCAAUCAGCAUGCACCAAAAUUUGCCUCCAUCUCUGCAACCUGUGCACGUCAGGGAUUUUGAAAAUUUUCAACCACAGAAUUGGGGAUAGUGAAAAUUAAGUGAUGCACCUUGAAGACUGAUGAAAAAAAUUUCCAGUAUUUUUGUUUUGCCUGACAAUGAAAUUAAACUAGGAUAAAAAAAAAUUACACUCUAAAUCAAUUUGUUUCUUAAUUUACUUUAUUUACAAAAUUGUCUUCAAUACUAUCCCAUCGGUAAGUUGAAGAGAGAAAGAUAUAAAAUUGUAUAAAAAUAGACACAUAAUAUAUAGAAUGUUUACAAAAUUUAGUGCAGCCUAAGAGAUUAGUAAAGUCUUCUGGAAAAGUUUUGGUUCCGCAAUUAAAAUCUUUCACUAAUUCCAAUAAAGCAUCAAAAUUAUCAUUCAGUUUUUUAUCUAAUGGCAACACAAACUUUUGCAUUUAUAUUACUUAUUUAAAUUAUAUGGUGGGUCACACAUACAAUUUUAAAGGAUAUCCUUAGAGUGUAAAUUCAAGCGUUUGAAAUUGUUUUGAUUUUUAAGAAGAUCACAAAAGCAAAGACUUAAACACAAUGCAGUCCACAAAUGCACUCUGGUUAUAAUGAAUAUGACAUAC
Molecule: messenger RNA, 1136 nt
Organism: Neocloeon triangulifer
Lineage: Eukaryota; Metazoa; Arthropoda; Insecta; Ephemeroptera; Baetidae
Product: zinc finger matrin-type protein 5-like
Exons: 3
Coding region: 98-595 (165 amino acids)
Cellular component (GO): U12-type spliceosomal complex
Molecular function (GO): metal ion binding
Source: RefSeq, a predicted model, not a curated record